CUGUGCUUUAAGACAUAUUUAGUAAGGAGUAUGAAAUGGAUUUACAUUGUACCUAUUUAUCAAAAAUAUGUUUAAAUGUAAUAUUUCUUCUGAAAUAUCGUACAAUUUAUAAUUUAAGGGACUUAUAUAACAAGGUAAAAACAAAUGUUGAAGAAAGUUAUUAACAAAGUCCCAGGUAACAUACCACCUCCUCCAAAAAAAGAAAACCAAGGAUAUAUAGAGGACUUGGGAAAGAAACAGAAAUUCGAGUUAGAAGAAUUAUUAGAAAGACAAAAUAAAAUUCUUGCUAAUAAUGCAUUCACAUUGAAGCUUCCAGACAAAGGAGAAAGAAUUAAAGCAUUUCGUGAUAAGAUACUCAAAGAAAUAAAGUGUAAGAAUGAAGUUGAACAGGCAGCUAAUCUUCUUUCAAGGCUAAAUCUAGCAUCUGAAGGUAAAGCUGCUAUGAAUGAAUUAGAAUGGACAGGCAAUUAUAAUGAAACAAAAGAUACAGUGAAGAUUGUUGAACUUGAUAGUGAUGAUGAAGAAGAUCCACUGAAAAUAUUGCACAAGUUAGUUUUAAUCCAUCUACCACCAGAGGAAAGUUUAAUUAAAGCAGAGGAUUUAGCAGAAAUAGAGUCUUUCAAAGUAGAGGAAAAUGAAGAGGCAGAACACAUUAAAUACAUUGUCAGUAAAGUAGAAAAACUUCCACAGGAAAAGGAAAAGAAAAGAGAACCAUUUAAGCCAUACAGAACGACCAAAUCUAAUGUACAUGAUCCAGAAAAAGAGAAACAAAGAAAGUCGAAUAAAAAUUGGGAAGUUACAGCAGCUACACCACCAAACACAGUUCAUGGUGCAGUAAAAGUUAUAAAUUUAAAUGAAUCUUUAAGACUACAAAAAGACCACGCGGAAAAACUUCAGAAAAUUCAAACGAAACAUGCAGCAGAGAGAUUAGCAGAACAACUCGGUUUACAUACUAUUGGCCUACCAUCUGAAUAUGUUAACAGUUAUCGAUUGCGAGAUGAAAAAAACUCUAGUUCAUCUUCUGAAGCAGAAGAUGAAGAAGAACAUGAAGUACACGAUGAUGAAGAUAAUGAUAAAGGAGGCACGGUAGUUUUUACAGUAGAUAGCAUAGAACAUUAAUUUUUUAAGAU
Messenger RNA from Dufourea novaeangliae, 1130 nucleotides. RefSeq names its product DNA-directed RNA polymerase II subunit GRINL1A (gene Polr2M). Gene Ontology annotation, biological process: transcription elongation by RNA polymerase II. Lineage: Eukaryota; Metazoa; Arthropoda; Insecta; Hymenoptera; Halictidae. The record is from RefSeq and is a predicted model, not a curated record. Gene Ontology annotation, molecular function: transcription elongation factor activity. Gene Ontology annotation, cellular component: nucleus.